This is a messenger RNA of Gavia stellata (red-throated loon), 2363 nucleotides long. RefSeq names its product syntaxin binding protein 4 (gene STXBP4). The record is from RefSeq and is a predicted model, not a curated record. The transcript is spliced from 22 exons. Bases 1 to 2193 code for a protein of 730 amino acids. Gene Ontology annotation, biological process: regulation of insulin secretion involved in cellular response to glucose stimulus; insulin receptor signaling pathway. Gene Ontology annotation, molecular function: syntaxin binding. Gene Ontology annotation, cellular component: cytoplasmic vesicle. NCBI's taxonomy places the organism in Eukaryota, Metazoa, Chordata, Aves, Gaviiformes, Gaviidae.
AUGUCCUUACUCUCACCAGGAGAUGAAGAUGAACCAGAGCGUUUUGAUGGUCUUUCUCUCAUAUACUGGACUAUUAUGGGCCCUCAUGGAAUCAAUCGAGCUGUUCACCGCAUUUCUUUUUCUGAUUGUCAAAAUGGAUUAGGAGUUAAAAUUAUUGGAGGUUAUCGGGCACAAACAGCAGAAGAUUAUGGGAUUUUCAUAAAGAGAAUUCUACCCGGAGGGGUUGCUGCUGUAGAUAGCCGUUUGCUCACUGGCGACCUAAUUUUGGAUGUCAAUGGAGAAAACUUAAUUGGAGUAACCAAUGAAAGGGCUGUUGACAUCUUGCGAACAGCAUCAGCAUCUAAUCACAUGUCUCUGCUAGUUGCCAGAGAUGAAGAAGCAAAGAAAGAAUUUCUUGACCUGAUGGAUAAGUAUGGCUCUCACAAUGACACCAGCUCUGCAAGAAGUUCUCCAACACAACUAUUAGCCGCAAAAUCUAUAGACAGCCCUUCUUCUGGCUCAUCCUCAAGGUCACAGAGUCCUCAGUUGCAUCCAAAGGAUAAUAUCACAACCAUCAGCAGAAAUAACUCUGUCCCAGCACCAUCCCCAACGCUUGCAAAGGAUAGUGCAUUUCAGAUUAUCUCUGUUUGCAAAGGAACAAGCCUAGGUUUGAAUAUUGUAGGAGGAAUUAACAGAAAUGAAGGGCCUUUGGUAUAUAUUCAAGAAAUUAUCCCUGGUGGUGACUGUGAUAAGGAUGGACGAUUGAAGCCUGGAGAUCAACUUGUAUCCAUAAACAAAGAGUCAAUGAUUGGUGUCUCCUAUGAAGAGGCAAAAAGUAUAAUCAACAGAGCAAAGACGAGGUUUGAAAAUUUUUGGGAGAUAGCUUUUAUUAGACAAAAAAAUAUUCCCAGUUAUUCAGAGAAUCUGCAACGUCCUUCCAGUCUCUUAACGUCCUCUGUAGCAUAUGGAGAGCAACAGGCUGCAGUACUUAGUCCUCUUGCAUCUUCUAAUGGGAAGCUUGUUUCAAUGUUCACUCCAAAUGCUAUGGAAACUGGAGACAAGAUGGGAGAGCAAUCUCCAAUUACUUCUCUAGACAGCAGUCUUACUGAUGUGUCUGCCACGGUUAUUGUCCCCAGCCAGAAUGAUGAUUAUGAGCUGCAAGGAAGGAACUCUACUGUUCGUCUCAAAGCAGAAAAGCUGGAAAGGGCAUUGAAUUAUCUUGGGAUUCAGCCCACAGAUGAACAGCAGCAAGCCCUAAGGCAGCAACUUCAGAAAGAUUCUAAAGGAACAGUGUCUUUUGGAGAUUUCGUUGACGUUUCAAGGAAUCUGUUCUCUAUGCAAUUGAAUGCAACAGAUGAUGCCCCAAAAUCUGUAACAGUUGGAGUCAAUGAAAUUGCCAGCUUACUGGACUCACAGUUCGUAACCUGUGAUUCUUUGGAGGAUGACAUGGAAAGACUUAAGAAAGAAAGAAAUGAAGCUUUAAAAGAAAUGAGUAAAUUAAAGGAAAAAUUAUCUGAAUCUGUGAAUUUACAGAAACAGUUAACAGAGGAGCUACAAAUAGUCAAGCAAGAAGCCAAGGCAGCUGUAGAAGAGACAAGAGCCCUGCGAAGUAGGAUUCACCUUGCAGAAGCUGCACAAAGGCAGGCUCGUGGAAUGGAGAUGGACUAUGAAGAAGUAAUUCGCCUAUUAGAAGCUGAAAUUGUAGAGCUGAAGGCUCAGCUCACUGAUCAUUCUGGCCAAAAUAAAGAUAACAUCCAAGAGUUGAGAAAGAGAGUUACAGUGCUUGACUGCCAGCUGAGGAAAUCAGAAUCAGCUAGGAAGACCUUUGAGGUGGCUACUGAAAAAUUGCUACAAUUUGUAGAGGUUGUGCAUGAAAUACUUUCAGAUAAUUCUACUUCCUCGGCAGUUUUAAGUGACAGAAGAACAACGUUGUCUGCUAAAGCACUUCUUGCACGAUUGGGAAGGAUUGGACCUACUGUCACAACCGCUCUUGCAGCAGAAGCCAGAGACCUUGCAAAGUCUGUCCGUGCCAUUUUGGAAGUAGAUUGUCUGCCUUAUGGAUGGGAAGAAGCUUAUACAGCAGAUGGAAUCAAAUACUUUAUCAACCACGUGACACAGACGACGUCAUGGAUCCAUCCUGUAACAAGCGCACUAAACUUGCUUUGCUCCGAGGAUGAUGACGGAAUAAGAGAGCUUCCCGGGUCCAAGAGCUGAGGAUGUCUGUUGGCAGAAAGUAGUUUGUGUAGUUUUUCAGUAUGUUAGUGAGAAGAUGCACACUUUCUAAUCUACUUACUUUCUAGUCUAACAUAAUAGUACCUGAUGACGUUUCUCCCCUUCAAGUCAGAGGAGGUUCUGCCAGUCUUUUAGGUGGGUUUAUUGAUGCU